UUGUUAAGGUUGUUUGAGAGUUAAUAUAUUCCAUUUAUGUCGGGUUUUUCUUUUUUAAGUUAAUAAUGAAAUAUUCUUUUUUUAAUAUUCUCUUUUUUUACUUUAUACUUAUCUGAUACAAUACACAAAAAAUUUAAAAUUAUGUAUUAAUACUGAAUACAUAAAAUGUACUAGUAUUCCCGAACCUAAAUUCUGCACACAAAUGGCACAUUUUGGUAUCAACGAUCCUGUAAGAGCUAUUAAAUUGGAUUACACUACUUGUAUUAUUUUGUACGAUAUGAACGACUGUACUGGAAAAGACUUAAUUGUGCGUGACGAUAUUUAUGAUCUGUUUGAUAAACAGUACAAUAUGGGAAACAUGGUUUCAUCUAUCGGUCCUUGCACUACUUUAGGAAGAAAAAUUUUUGGAAAAUUCAUUUCACUUGGCAAUUCAACAUUUAUAAAUAAUGAUAAUAUCGUUGGAUCAAGCGGUGAAAAUAUAGUAACUUCUCAAAUGAAUAUUUCACUUGAAUAUAUUCAGUCAUUCGGGAGCAUAGUAAAUUUUUUAAAUUCUUUAAACGAAAAAUUAACACGCAUAGAAGCUAAAAUAAAUUCUAAUAGUAAUAAUUAUGUAUCAACAACCGAGUUAGCUAAUGAAAUAACUACUACAACACCAUUAUCAGAUUGAGGCUUCAAUUAUACAUUAAAGCAUUCAGAAACUAAGGUAACUAAGGGUACUCUCAGGUUUUUAUUGUGUGUGACAAUUUACUAAUUUUUUUGUCUAUUCAAUAUCAUGGAUUUAUUUAUAAUGGAAAUUAUAGUUUUAAAUAAAAAUACUGUAUACAAUAUAAUUUAUGUAUUGGAAUAUAUAUUGGUAGAAUAUAUAGUGUUUGUUUUUA
Daktulosphaira vitifoliae (grape phylloxera) is the source of this 878-nucleotide messenger RNA. RefSeq lists its product as uncharacterized. The record is from RefSeq and is a predicted model, not a curated record. The coding region runs from base 203 to 667 and encodes 154 amino acids. The transcript is spliced from 2 exons. NCBI's taxonomy places the organism in Eukaryota, Metazoa, Arthropoda, Insecta, Hemiptera, Phylloxeridae.